GUUAUUUUCACAUGAUUUAUCACUGUUGUCUUUGACUUCUCAAUUUUCCUAGCACCUCAGGCCGACUACAGGUUGGAAAAAGUAGGGACCAUGUUUAGGUUGUUCAUUGAUCUAUCAGAAGUUAGUACAUAGAAAGCUAAUAAUACUUCUUUGAAUGAAGGAAUGAGUAAUUAUAAUUAUAUGGUUUUCCAAUUACACUGCCUCCUUCAAAUAAUUUCCAAACUCCUAAUAGCACAGUGAAUUAUCAGAGAAUACAAUUGUAGCGAUUCCUCUGGAAGACAACACAUGGUGGCGCUGCAAGCUAAGGUUUAAAACUUAAAAAAAAAAAAAAAAAGAACAGGAACAGCUACAAACCCGACUUCCGAUCUAUAGCUGAAGAGAAAGCCGGUACGCAGAGUUCCGAACGAGUACAUCAUGCUACUCACCAACAUUUCCGGACAGGUUAUCAACUGAGAGAUCCACCACUGUCCCUAAGGUAGAGCUGGGCCCUGUUUCUGGACAGGUGUUUGUGGAAGUAAAGAUGGAGGCCGGAGGGGAGUGCUUUCCUAAACAAAGGCAAGUCCUGAUUCUCUUUCUCGUGUUGGGAGUAGCUCUGGCAGGCUGGGAAUCUCGUCGCUAUUCCGUGAUGGAGGAAACCGAGAGUGGCUCCUUUGUGGCCAAUCUGGCCAAGGACCUGGGACUGGGAGUGGGGGAGCUAGCAGCGCGGGAAGCCCGAGUAGUCUCCGAGGAUAACAAACCCCACUUGCAGCUUGAUCUGCAGACGGGGGAGUUGAUAUUAAAUGAGAAACUGGAUCGGGAGGAGAUGUGUGGCCCCGCAGAUCCAUGUGUAAUGCAUUUCCAAGUGUUGCUGAAAAAACCACUGGGAGUAUUUCGAGCUGAGCUACUGGUGAGAGACAUAAAUGAUCAUUCUCCAGAGUUUCCUGAAAGAGAAAUGACUCUGAAAAUCCUGGAGACUAGCCCUCUGGGGGCCAGGUUUCCUCUGAAAAAAGCCCAGGAUUUGGACGUGGGCACCAACAACAUCCAAAGUUAUAGUAUCAGUCCGAACUCUCAUUUCCAUGUUCCUACCCGUACCCGGGGGGAUGGUAGGAAAUACCCAGAACUGGUACUAGACAAAGAGCUUGAUCGUGAGGAGCAGGCUGAGCUCCGAUUAACCCUCACAGCACUGGAUGGCGGCUCUCCACCCCGGUCUGGCACUGCUCAGGUUCACAUCUUGGUAUUGGACGUCAAUGACAAUGCCCCUGAGUUUGCAAAGAUACUCUACCAGGUGCAGGUUCCAGAGAACAGCCCUAUAGGCAUGCUAGUUGUCAAGGUCUCUGCUAUAGAUUUAGACACUGGAACAAAUGGGGAAAUAUCAUACUCCUAUUUUUAUAAUUCCCAAGAGAUUAGCACAACUUUUGAGCUAAACAGCCUUUCAGGAGAAGUUCUUCUAAUUAAAAAAUUGGAUUUUGAGACCAUAUCUUCAUAUGAGCUGGAAAUAGAGGCGUCUGAUGGUGGGGGGCUUUCGGGAAGGUGCUCUGUCUCCAUUGAGGUGGUGGAUGUUAACGAUAACUUCCCAGAAAUAACUAUUUCAUCACUCACCAGCCCCAUUCCUGAAAACUCUCCUGAGACAGAGGUGGCCCUGUUUAGAAUUCGAGACCGAGACACAGGGGACAACGGAAGGAUGACUUGCUCCAUCCAGGAUGAUCUCCCCUUCGUCUUGAAACCAUCAGAAGAGAAUUUCUAUACCCUGGUAACAAAUGGGGCCCUAGACAGGGAGAGCCAGGCCGAGUACAACAUCACCAUCACCGUCACCGACCUGGGGAACCCCAGGCUGAAAACCCAGCACAACCUCACGGUGACCGUGUCCGACGUCAACGACAACGCCCCGGCCUUCAGCCAGACGACCUACACCCUGCGCGUCCGCGAGAACAACAGCCCCGCCCUGCACAUCGGCAGCGUGAGCGCCACCGACAGAGACUCGGGCGCCAACGCCCAGGUCACCUACUCGCUGCUGCCGCCCCACGACCCGCAGCUGCCGCUGGGCUCGCUGGUGUCCAUCAACGCGGACAACGGGCAGCUGUUCGCGCUCAGGUCGCUGGAUUUCGAGGCGCUGCAGGCGUUCGAGUUCCGCGUGGGCGCGGCCGACCGCGGCUCGCCGGCGCUCAGCAGCCAGGCGCUGGUGCGCGUGCUGGUGGCGGACGCCAACGACAACGCGCCGUUCGUGCUGUACCCGCUGCAGAACGGCUCGGCGCCCUGCACCGAGCUGGUGCCGCGGGCGGCCGAGGCGGGCUACCUGGUAGCCAAGGUGGUGGCGGUGGACGGCGACUCGGGCCAGAACGCCUGGCUGUCGUACCAGCUGCUCAAGGCCACGGAGCCCGGGCUGUUCGGCGUGUGGGCGCACAACGGCGAGGUGCGCACGGCGCGGCCGCUGAGCGAGCGCGACGCCGUCAAGCACAGGCUGCUGGUGCUGGUCCGGGACCACGGCGAGCCGCCGCUGUCGGCCAGCGUCACGCUGCACGUGCUGCUGGUGGACGGCUUCUCGCAGCCCUACCUGCCGCUGCCGGACGCGGCGGCGGCCGAGGCCCGCGCCGACCCGCUCACCGUCUACCUGGUGGUGGCCUUGGCGUCCGUGUCGUCGCUCUUCCUGUUCUCGGUGCUGGUGUUCGUGGCGGUGCGGCUGUGCAGGAGGAGGCGGGUGGCGUCGGGGGGCGGCUGCUCGGUGCCCGAGGGUCCGUUUCCGGGCCACCUGGUGGACGUCAGCGGCGCGGGGACCCUGUCCCACAGCUACCAGUAUGAGGUGUGUCUGACGGAAGGAUCUGGGACCAAUGAGUUCAAAUUCUUGAAGCCUAUCUUCCCCAAUAUUCUGAACCAAGACCUUAGGAGUAAGUCAGAGCCAAAUCCAACCUUCCGGAAUAGCUUAGGUAUCUGAAACUUUCCUGUUCACUUUUCUGUUAGUUUUGUCUCCUUCACCUUUCUGUUUCAUUUUUUAAUCCAGUAGUAAUUUUAAUUGUACUUUCACCCUCUUUUUCCAUAGUAAAUUUACUCUUUGUUUUUGUUGGCCUGAUUAUCCUAUGAUUAUUUUUCCAGGUAUUGUAUUAUUAGUAGACAUUAUAUAUCAGGAAAUUAAUAUCUCUGUUUAAAAUUUUUAUAGUCAUUCCUAAAGGAUAAUAUGAAAAUUAACCUCUCAUAAUAUACAAUUCUGAUUUUCAAAGUAUUUUACUAACUAUAUGACAGUACUUAAGAACGUCCAAUUCCUGGGGUGCCUGGGUGGCUCAGUUGGUUAAGCAUCUGACUUUUGAUCUCACCUCAGGCCUUGAUCUCAGGGUCAUGAGCUCAAACCCUGUCUUGGGCCCCAUGCUGGGAAUGGAGCCUACUUUAAAAAAUAGAGGAAUGUCUGAUUCUUUGUUUACAUACUUCAUUUUUAAAUUACUGGAAGGCUUUUAGGUUUUAUAAGUAACAUAGCUAUGACUUUUGCAUAACUCUUUAUGUGUUUGGGGUGGAAUCAAUUUGUAUUUACCCAUGUCCAGUUUUUCCAAGCUCCUUCUGGAUUUUUGUUUUACAAAUAGACAGCAAUGUGUAUGUUUCCGUGCUACUUAUUUCAAAAAGUCACAGUUGUAAGCAUUAGAUUUUCACUAUGAAAUACAUAUGUCACAUCAUGAAAAUAAAUCUUUAUCAUGCCUUCUUUCUGAGAAAUUCAUGUUGAAAAAACAUUUGAGUUCUUACAUUUAACUUACGAUCCUGAUAAAAGUCCUAGACAAAUUUACUGAUGCUCAGGUUGUGUUUAAGGUGUAUCUGUAUACUCUAAUGGCUCUAGUGCCAGGUAGGGCAUUGCUUGCAAUUAUCUGCUAUGAUUGCAGAGUAAUUCUCAUGUGACUUCCAAGUUCUGGGCCAAGAGGAGCUUUUGAUGGCACAACAUGCCAAUAUCCACUUGCCUUUGGAUGAUGACAUUGUACUUGUUGUUAAGGGAUUUGAAAGAAAAUACAUUACAUGUUUAAUAUUAGUUAACCAAGGAAAACUUAUUAAAUAAUACAUUGGUGGGGGUGUUGAAUGAUUUAAAGAAAUAAUCAACUGUGUUGACUCCUUUAGCUCCAGGAAGCCUCCUAAUUUUGCAGAUGCUAUAGAAUGGUGUGGUAGGCAGAAUAAUGGCUCCAUAAAGACCUCUACAUCCUAAUUCCUGGAACUUAUAAAAUGUUAAGCUUUAUUGUAAGGGGGAAUUAAGGUUCAGAUGGAAUUAACCUGUAAAUAAGGAGAAUAUCCCAGAUGCUCCGUGUGGGCCUGAUUGAUCAGCUGAAAGCCCUUAAGAGCAGAGCAGAUCCGAUUCUUCCCUGAGAUGCAGAGGAAAUUCUGCCUGUGGGCAGGGGCUUCAUCUUGUGUCCCAAAGUUCCAGCCAGCCCUUUAAUUGCCUGUCCUACAAAUAUUGGACUUGCCUAGCCAUCUCCCACAAUUGAGGAAGUCACUUUCUUACAACAAAUUUCUCAUGACAUAUCUCCUGCUGAUUCUGUUUUUCUGGUUGAACCCCAAAUGAUACAGAUUUUGGUACAUGGAAGUAGAGUACUGCUGUAACAAAUUACUGGAAAAAGCCUACAUUGCUUUGGAUAGUUUAACAACUCUGCUAUCAAAGUCUCAGAAGGAAGUAAGGAACAUGAUGGAGAAAACAUAUGUUGCCAUAUAGAAUACAUAAAUCAGGGUGCCUGGUUAAGUAAGUUAAGUGUCUGACUCUUGAUUUUGACUCAGGUCAUGAGAUCAAGCCCUACAUCUGGCUCCAUGCUGAAUUUGGAGCCUACUUAAGAUUCUCUCUCUCUCUCUUUUCCUCUGCCUCCUCCCCUCACUUUCCAGUACUGGCACUCUGUCUCCCCACCCUUCCUCCCACCCUUUCUCUCUCUCUCUCUCUCAAAAAAAUACCUAAAUCAUUGUAAAGAUAAUGAUGAUAGAAAUAUGGAUGUUAACAUCAGUGUUGGUGAGAGAUCAGACAGAAAUGAGGUCCAGCCCAGUUUCUUCUUGUUGCUUAUAAUGUUUGAGAAUGAGAUAGAUGGAGGGAAGAACUGUUAAGCUUUUAAAAGGGACUAGAACUUGGUAAUGUGGUAAAUUCUAAGACUAAUCAGAUUGUACACAGGGCUCAAAUUAGGAACGUAUAUUCUAGAUAAAAAGCCAAGGGGUCACAGGACAAUCUUUUGCUGGUGCCUUGAAAGGAUUAAAAGAAAAGAGCAUUCAGUCACACAGCAAGUUCUUGCAAGAGGUUAGGACUGUGAUUCAUGGAAAGCCCAUCCAUUCCAGCAGAAGUCAGAGAUAGAGAUGAGAAUACCCAGGAAAUAACUGAGAAGCAGCUCAUUGUCUAGGAGAGAAAAUCCCUGUUAUACACAUGGGACUCAAAAAGUUCCUGAGACUGUUAUACCACCAGAAAUAUUAGCAGCUUGAAUGGGAAGAGACAGAAUGAUUAAAAAAAAAAAAAGAAGCCUAUUAUACUGCACAAUUCUAUAAGCAAGAAAUUAUUGGAAAAACUAGUAGCUAAAAACAUAUACUACUCUUUCAUGAAAAAGGAAAGAUGGUUGAUAGGAGAGAGCCUGGAGCCCAGAGGGUAGAGGUCCAAACCCAGGCCUUGAGAGGCAUUAGAGGCUUCCUGUAUGGAUUUUGAUGUUUCUUAGGGCAUAUGACUGACUGUUUCUACUUUCCACUUUCUGUUUUUGAACUGGAAUGGCUGUUAACUGUAAUCCUAUGCCUGUCCUAUCGUGAUACAGUUUAGAGAGCCAAUAAUUUGUUUAGUUUCACUGGUCCACAGAUGGAGAGGAAUUAUGCCCAGGGUGAGUAGUUCUAGAGUCUCACUCAUACCUAAUUUAGAUGAUGUAUGAAAUUUUUGAGUUUUUGAGUUGGUGAAAUUUAAGUGAAAUUAUGCACCGAGUUGAUAACUUUAAUGAGAUGAGAUCUCUUCAGACCUUAAAUACAUAUGUAUUUUUACAUGGGAUGGAUGUAAAUCUUUGGGGGUCAGAAAGUGGACUUCAGUAAGGAAAAUAAUGGCCCCAUAAAGUAUCAGUGUCCUAAUCUGUGUAACUGUAUCAUUUGUUAUGUGGCAAAGAGAAAUUGGAGUUGCAGAUAGGAAAAAGGUUGACAAUCUGCUGACCUUAAAAUAAAGAGAUUACCCUAGAUUAUGCAGGUCGGUCCAAUGUAAUCACAAGAGCCCUUACUUAGUAAGAGGUGGUAGAAGCAGAAGAAUCAGUGUCAGAAUGAUGUUUUACAGAAGACUCCACCAGCCUUUACUGAUUUUGAAGAUGGAAGGGAGCUGCCAGUGAAGGAAUGCAGGCAUUCCUAGAAGCUAGAGAGGCAAAAAUAAUUCCCCAUUAGGGCCUCCAGAAGGAAAUGCAGCCCUAGCUUAAAUGUAGCCCAGUGAAACCCAUUUUAGACUUCUGACCUCUAGAGCUAUAAGAUAAACUAGCGUUUUUAAGCCACAAAGUUGGUGGUAAUUUAUUACAGCAAUGAUUUCUAAAAAAGCCAUUUCUUUUUUUUUUUUAAGAUUUUAUUUAUUUGAAAGAGAGAAAGAGAGAGGGAACACAAGCAGCAGGAGUGUGGGCAGGAGAGAGAGAGAAGCAGACUCCCUUUUGAGCAGGGAGCCUGAUGCAGGCCUCCAUCCCAGAAUCCUGGGAUCUUGACCCAAGCCAAAGGCAGACGCCUAGUGACUGAGCCACCUAAGCAUCCCUUAAAAAGCCAUUUCUGAGUCCAUUUUUCUUUGCCUUCCCCUACUCUAGACCAAAAUAUUCACAUUCCCAUAAUCUCUUGCAGGUAACCGUAUCCUAGUACUCAGCUAUUGCUAGUGGUUUAAAAGUGAAAUUGGGGCAUCAUGCUUAAGGGAAUUUCUUCUUCUUCUUUUUUUUUUUAGCGUCUUAUUUUUUCCUUUUUAUUUUUUAAAAGAUUUUUAUUUAUUUAUUUGACAGACAGAGAUCACCAGUAGGCAGAGAGAUGGGGAGGGAAGCAGGCUCCCUGCUGAGCAGAAAGCCCAAUGUGGGGCUUGAUCCCGGGACCCUGAGAUCAUGACCUGAGCUGAAGGCAGAGGCUUUAACCCACUGAGCCACCCAGGCACCCUUUCUCUUUUCCUUUUUUAAAUUGAAGUAUAGUUGAUACGCAACGUUAAAUUAGUUUUAGGUGUACAACAUAGUGAUUUAAUAACUCUAUGCAUUAGGCUUUACUGAUCACAGGUGUAAUUACCAUCUCUCACCACACAAUGCUAUUACAAAACCAUAUUCCACUAUAUUCCUUACGCUGUACCUUUCAUCCACCUGAAUGACACAUUCCAUAACUGGAAGCCUGUAUCUCCCACUCCCCACUCUUCUUUAUCCGUUCUGCUCAUCCCCCUAUCCCUUCCCUCUGGAAAACACCAGUUUGUUCCUUGUAUUUGUGGGUCUCUUCUUGUUUCUGGGAGGGGGGGUUGUUUGUUUAUUCAGGGUUGGGUUUUUUUUUUAGAUUUACAUGUAAGUGAAAUCAUAUGGUAUUUGAUUCUGUCUUAUUUCACUUAGCUUAAUACCCUUAGGUCCAUUGACGUUGUUGCAAAUGGUGAUAUCUCAUUCUUUUUUAUGGCCGAAUAAUAUUCUACUGUAUAUUUGUAUCCUAUCUUCUUUAUCCACUCAACUAUUGGUGGACCCUUAGGUUGCAUCCAUAACCUUGUCUAUUAUAAAUAAUGCUUCAGUAAACAUAGAGGUGCAUGUAUCUUUUUGAAAUAGUGUUUUUGUUUUCUUUGGGUAAAUAACCAAUGUGUAAUUACUGGAUUGUAUGGUAUUCCCUUUUUAAAAAAUAUUUUAUUUAUUUAUUUGACAGACAGAGAGAGUGAUCACAAGUAAGCAGGGAGGCAGGCAGAGGCGGAGGAGGGAAGCAGGCUCCCUGCUGAACAGAGAGCCCAAUGCGGGGCCCGAUCCCAGGACCCUGAGAUCAUGACCUGAGCUAAGGGCAGAGGCUUAAACCCACUGAGCCACCCAGGCGCCCCUGGUAUUCCCUUUUUUAAAGAUUGUAUUUAUUUGAGAGAGAGAGAGAGAGAGAGAGAGAGAGAGAGCGCGCGCGCGGUGUCGGGGGAGGGGCAAGGGAAGAGGGAGAAGCAGACUCCCCAUUGAGUGCAGAGCCUCAUGCAAGCCUUGACCCAGGCCCCUGACAUCAUGACCUGAGCUGAAGUCAGACACUUAAUCGACUGAGCUGCCCAAGUGCCCCUGUAUGGUAUUUCUAUUUUUAAUUUUUUGAGGAGACACUGUACUGUUGCCCACAGUGGUAGCACCAAGUUACCUUUCUACCAGUAGUGCAGGAAAAUUUCUUUUCUCCACAUCCUUGCCAACACUUGCUAUUUCUUGUCUUGUCGAUACCAACCUUUCUAAGGUAUAAGGUGAUAUCUCAUUGUGGUUUUGGUUUGCAUUUCUCUGAUGAUUGGUGAUGUCAAGCAUCUUUUCAUAUGUGUAUUGGACAUCUGAAUGUCUUCUUUGAAAUGAUGUUGAAGUCCUCUGCCCAUUUUUUUUAAAGAUUUUACUUAUUUAUUUGACAGAGAUCACAAGUAGGCAGAGAGGCAGGCAGAGAGAGAGGAGGAAACAGGCUGUUCGCAGAGCAGAGAGCCUGAUGCAGGGCUCAAUCCCAGGACCCCGAGAUCAUGACCUGAGCCGAAGGCAGAGGCUUUAACCCACUGAGCCACGCAGGUGCCCCAUCUCUGCCCAUUUUUAAAUUGGAUUAUUUGGCUUUUGGUGUUAAGUUGUAUGGGGUUUUUUUGAGAGAGAGAGAGAGAGAGAGAGAGAGAGCGAGCUUGCACAGGUGCAAGAGCCUGACCCAGGGCUCCAUCUCACAAUCCUGAGAUCACGACCUGAGCUGAAACCUAGAGUCAGAGGCUUAACCACUUGAGCCACCCAGGUGCCCUGAGUUGUGUAAGUUCUUUAGGUAUUUUGAAUAUUAACCCCUUAUCGGUUGUAUCAUUUGCAAAUAUCUUCUCCCAUUUAGUAGGAUGCCUUUUUUGUUGUUAAUGAUGGUUUCCUUUGCUGUGCAAAAGCUUUUAAUUGGGGUAUAAUUAAGGCAAAUAUUUUUCAAAGGGCUAGUCUGAGGUGGCAUGUUCCUGGGGUCUUUUUUGGCCAUUUCCUUUUUUAUAACCAGCCUGGAUAUUGGAGAAUAAGCCUUGAGUUGAAGCAGGCAGCUUGCAACCCUGAGAUGUCUACUCUGGUCUACUGUGGCUGACUUUGUAUCUUUAUUCAGUCAUUUUUCAAUUUAGCUAAUACAAACAUACACAAACAACUGAACUUGGAAAGGAAUAUUCCUGGCUAGUACCACCCCAAAAGUUGAGUUGUGAAGAAUAGAAUGAGAAAGUGAACAGAUAAGCUACUCUUUAAACCUACAGGAGUUGUGUGCUGACAAAAUGACUAUGAUGUUUAUGAAGUAAUCCAGAACUGAUUUCCUUCUCAGUCAGAGAAGUAGCAGGGCCAAAAAAAUUUUUUUAAAGAUUUUAUUUAUUUAUUUGACAGACAGAUCACACGUAGGCAGAGAGGCAGACAGAGAGGGGGGGGAAGCAGGUUCCCACUGAGCAUGAUCAGUGAGGCUCUGUACCAGGACCCUGAAAUCAUGACCUGAGCCAAAGGCAGAGGCUUAACCCACUGAGCCACCCAGGCGCCCCUAGAUCCUUUCUUUAUCUAAUAUUUGGGUAUUUUAUUCAUAAUGUAUUAUUUUCAUAAAGUUUGAUUUUUUUAGAAUAUUGCAUUAAACAGUAUCUAUCUUUAAUACCAAGUUUUGGGGAUACCCAUUAAUUUUGAUUCUGAGACACUAACCUUACCCUAGUCCUGGUCCUAUUGAUUGUUUCCAACUUGCAAGUUCAAGUGGCCAUUGCAGUACUAGUGAUGCCAUCACAACUGGAAUCUGAGCUCCAAAAUAUGAAUCAAGUCUUCCUCCAUUCUGAAUAUGGGAUAGUGGCAGCAACAGUAGAAAAAUACAGAGGUAUCCCAUGAGAUCCAAUGAACUGGAGUCCUGCAGAGUGGGAGGAGAAGAGCACCUCUAUGGCCAUAAUUAACCAGGCAGAAUGUUUAAGUUUUUCUUCCAGGUGGCAUGCAGCUGUGUGAAAAAUGUGAUAUCUAAUUAGGUAGAUUAAAUUUGCUAAGAAUGUUGUUGAGUGUUUUGCAUUUGUGUUCAUGAGGGAUAUUGAUCUAUGCAUUUUUUCAUGUUAUACUCUUAGCAGGUUUAGUUUCAGGAUUAUACUGGUCUCAUAACAUGAUUUGGCAAUUAUUUCCUCCUUUUUUUAAUGAGAGAAUUUGUGUAAGAUUUUUAUUAUUUCCUCUUUAUGUAUUUGAUAGAAUUUACCACAGGUGACAUCUGUGGCUAACAUUUUCUUUGUGGAAAAAUUUGAAUUGCAAAAUAAAUUGCUUAAGUAGAUAUCCUACAAUUCUGGUUUUCUGUUUCUUCUUGUGUCGGUAACAUGUUUUUUAAACAAUUUAUCCAUUUUAUCUAAGAUGUUAAAUGUAUUGACAUGAAGUUAUUGAUAAUACUCCUUUUUCAUCUUCUCAAUAUAUUUAGGAUCAAUAGUGAUGUACCUCUUUCUUUCUGGUAUUGGUAAAAUAUAUAUUCUCUCCUUUUGUCUUUAUCAAUAUUGCUUUAUCAGUAUCAAUUUUGUUAAUCUUUAAAAAAAUCUUUGUCAUCUUCAUAUUCCUGUUUUCUGUUUCAUUGAUUUCCACUCAUAUUUUAAUUUCUUUUUCUAUACCUACUUUAUUUUUUUAAUAUUUUAUUUAUUUAUCAUUUGAGAGAGAGAAUGAAAGAGACAGAGCAUGAAAGAGGGGGAGGGUCAGAGGGAGAAGCAGACUUACUGCAGAGCAGGGAGCCCAAUGUGGGACUCGAUCCUGAGACUCCAGGAUCAUGACCUGAGCCAAAGGCAGUCGCUCACCCUACUGAGCCACCCAGGUGACCCAUCUAUACCUACUUUAGAUUUAGUUUUCUCUUUUUCUGUUUCUCUGAAGGUUUGGAUCACUGACACUAGACUUUUUUGUAUAGAUUAAAAUAUAUAAAUAUGUAAAUUAAAGCUAUACCUUUCUCUCUAUGCAUUACUCAAGCUAUAUUUCAUGAAUUUUGAUAAAUGGUGGGUUUUUUUUUUACCAUUGAGUUUGAAUUUACUUAUAAUUUCCCUGUUGAUUUAUUUGAUCUAUUGGUUAACUAGAAGUAUGUUGCUUCAUUUCCAAAUAUCCAGAGAUAACAUUUUCACAUUCAAAAUAACUCUGUUUUGGUCUAAGAACAUAACUCUGUAUGAUUUCAAUCCUUUAAAAUUUAUUGGGUUUUGGUUGUUAUCCAACAUAUGUUUGAUCUUUAUGAGUUUCUCAUGUGUACUUGAAAUAAAUGUAUGUAUAGUAUUCUAUAAAUACCAAUUAAACCACGUUGCUUGAUAAUUUUAA
Messenger RNA from Mustela lutreola (European mink), 11351 nucleotides. Its product is annotated as protocadherin beta-15-like. The record is from RefSeq and is a predicted model, not a curated record. NCBI's taxonomy places the organism in Eukaryota, Metazoa, Chordata, Mammalia, Carnivora, Mustelidae. Gene Ontology annotation, molecular function: calcium ion binding. Bases 521 to 2908 code for a protein of 795 amino acids. The transcript has a single exon. Gene Ontology annotation, cellular component: plasma membrane. Gene Ontology annotation, biological process: homophilic cell-cell adhesion.